Messenger RNA from Anneissia japonica, 967 nucleotides. RefSeq names its product UPF0722 protein-like. Gene Ontology annotation, biological process: cilium assembly. Lineage: Eukaryota; Metazoa; Echinodermata; Crinoidea; Comatulida; Comatulidae. The record is from RefSeq and is a predicted model, not a curated record. The transcript is spliced from 3 exons. The coding region runs from base 45 to 539 and encodes 164 amino acids.
ACUUUCGUCAAAAAUGUUUUGUUUAUAAUUUGCAUGACAACAAUAUGGCGGCUACCGCUCCAGCGACGGAAGCAAAAACAACAGUUUUCAUAGGUAGUUCAGAUGAAGAUAAGGCUUGUGCUAAAUUGUUUUGGCAGUCUGUUAAUUUGCAUCCUACUAUUGAAUCAAGACUAGUAUCAGGAGAUAUGAGACAGCGUUUACCUAUUGCGCCUCGGUCUGGUCAGUGUAAGUCAUUCGAACUAGAAGCACAUCUUCAAAAGGCUCACAAGGAGACUAUUUAUGAAGAAAGUAAAAGAAUUACAAAUCAGGCUUUAGGUAGAGAAGCUAAUCUUGCACUACUUGAAAAGAGGAAGAAAGAGCGACAUGAUAAGGAAAUGUUGUCAAAUCAGAAAAGACGAGAGCGCCACCAGGCGAAGCUUAAAGGAAAUUACAUGAAUGAUGAGGAGUUUAACGAGGAUAGCGAUGAUGAUGCUGUGACUGCAAUGAAAGAACUUGAUAAAUUUGAACAAAGACUUCUUAAAGAAAAGCCAAAUCUUUGAUUGUGCAAAUACUUAUAGCAGGCCAAGGCUAAAAAUACUCUAUACCAGGCCUAUGUUGAGAAUCGGUGUGGGAGUCACUUUGGAUGUGGGCUGCAUUUCCACAUCUAUCAAAGAAAUUAGGAAUUUUGGCAGUUAAGACGGGGAAGAGAAGGGGAAGUUGAAUCAUAUGUUUAUAUUUAAUAAUAAUUAUAUUUCCUAAGGAUUGCUGCAGAAGGGAAUAUUAUUUUUUUAUUGUAUGCAGUACUGUACUAUUUUUUGUUUAUUUUCCUGCAUUAUAAUUUGGAGGCCUAUUAAUGAUGUGAAGUGCAAAAAGGCACUGCACAAUAUGGCUAUAUAAAUGUAAAUUAUUAUUAUUUUUAUUAUUAUUAUUUAUUUAUUUAUUUAUUAAUACUAUUAUUAAUAAACUCAACACAAUAACAUUAACAAAA